AUUUAUCUGUUCAGAAAAAAUACGUAUAUAAUGUACGACUAUUUUUGUUUUAAUCCGUUUUUUUUCUAACCUGACACGCCAGGUGGAAUUGUUUCGCCAGUGUGAAACAAGGAAACGGGCGUAUCCAUCUGCUUUGCAAGGUUAGUAUUUUUCUAAAAGCAAUCAGACAAUUUCUCUCUUAGCUGUAGCUUGCCAGGCAGCUUUCAAACGCAUCCAUAGUGAAAUUUGACCCUCAGCGUCUGCCGUACUGUUACCAGCGAGGAGUGUCCGUGCCACCGGGAGGACUGUGUCCGGUGGUGUAAAAGAAGAACUGCUUCGCUUUUUUGAUUGUAGAGAUGACCAAACGCACGUUUUUACAUUUUGAAAACAGUUUCAACCGACAAAGAGACGUUUAAACGACACUAUAGACCGCAGGUUUGGUGUUUUCAUCCUUUCUUUUUGCUUCAUCUGCAUAUUUUCGGUCGGUUGAAAAGACUCAGAUGUAGCGAAAGUAUCCCCGUCACCUGAGUAUUACUGCGUCAGCGUUUGUCGGUGAUGCGUUUUAACGAGAAGGAGCUGGUGUCUCUGAGCCGCCAGCCCUCAGAGAAGGCAGCUGAGUUGGGGAUGAGAGGACCCAAGAAAGGAGACGUAGUGAAAAGGAGGCUGGUGAAACUGGUCGUAAACUUCCUUUUUUAUUUCCGGACUGACGAGGAAGAGCCAAUCGGAGCGUUGUUGUUGGAGCAGUGUCGGGUGGAGAAGGAGGACAGCCUGACCUUUUCUGUUGCAUUUCUCGAUGAAGCAGAGAAGAAAUACUUGUUUGAGUGUGACACUGAAGAGCAGUGUGGAGAGUGGAUAGACUCCAUUAUUAAAGCUAGUUAUGAGUUCAUGAGGAAGAACCUGAUAUUCUACAGAACAGAAAUCCACAGGCUCACCGGCAAGGACCCUUUGGAGCAGUAUGGCAUAUCAGAUGAAACUCGCUUCCAGGUCAGCAAUGGCCUGCAGAUGAUGACGAGAGAUACCUCCUCCCUGUAAAACAGCAUCCUUUGUUUUGAUGUUCCAAAGUUUCAUUUUAGUCCACCCUGCCUUUCCAACAUUCACUCUACUGGUUUGAAAUCUGUGACAUUUCCAUAAGCAAACACACUUUGUGCAUUUUUACUGCUCUUAUUGACUUUUUUUUUUUUCUUUUUUUAAGUUUUUCCACAGACUUACAGAGGCAGUUUUGUUCAAAUGUUAGUAUGGAGUAUUGGAGGCCUGCAGAGGGAUAACUCUAAACAUCUGUAUUGUGAUAUUAUGGUGACAUAUAUCUUUGCUAUUGGGAAUUUAUAUGCAGUUAUCUGUUGCAUUUUUUUUACUUCACCAUGGUUGAUUGUUUCUGUAUGAAUAUUUUAUACUAUACUUUCUACUGUACAUGCUGUUCUUUUAGAAAAUGUGACUUUGAAAGCAUCUUGUUGUAAUGACGCUGUUGAGCUGAGGCUGACUUACUCAGUACUGUUAGUAAUAUGAACAUGAGCGGGUUUAUUAUCACCAUCCAGGAUAUUUGGUGAAGACUGGUAUUCACAAAGUAAAUCCACACUGUCUGGAGAGGUAUAAGCUACGUUCACACUGCAGUCCUUCAAGCUCAGUUCUGAUUUUUUGCUCAGAUCUGAUUUUUAUGUUUGGCUGUUCACACUGCAGUCUAAUUUCAAAAGAUCAGAUUUGUACCUGAUUCAGUAACACAUAUGAAAGUGGCUUGAAGCUGAUACAAAAAUGUCAGAUUCAAUGUGACUGUGGCUCUUUACUCUGUCAGAGGAAUCAGACACAAGUCACAUAAGAGCAAAAAAAAACAACAAAAAAAUCAGACUUGGGUCACUCUGUGAACGUAGCCUUUGUAUCGUAAUAAACUUAAGAAGCCUUCAGAGUUUUGUAAUCACAUAGCUCUUAAAUCUGUCCAGAAUCUGAGUCCUUGUCUAAUUUUUAGGUAUAAAUUUAAGUUGUCCCAGUUUGUAAUAGUCAUCCAGCCCAUUUGGAUGCAUAUGUUUUUAAAAAAUCACAAGAUACUUUUGCACAUCCUUACCUUUUUCCCCCCAAGAAUUUCAAUAAUUUACUUGAAACUACUGUACUUUUCCUGUGGCACUUUGAAUCUGAUUUCUUUAGCUAAGCUUGGUGGACCAUGAUGGGACAACUGGCUUUGUAAUGUGACAUUUUUUAUUAAUAUAAUGCAAAUUCCUCUGUGAGUGUGACUACAACACAGUUGCAGCUUAUGUUGAGGUGAAAUAUUUCCUCAAUGUUUCACUAAGUGGCAUUGCUGUAUCUUGCAGAUUGUUCAUUUCAUAUGUGCAGUUAGGAGUCUGUCUCAGAACAUGUCAACGAAUGUGUCUUCAUUUAUAACUUUUGCACAUUGAAUUUGUUCAGUCUGUUUUUACUUCAUGUACGGUUGUGUUUGUUUCACUGGCAACACUUUUAUUUUACUAAUAAAGCCAUUAAAAUAUA
Molecule: messenger RNA, 2448 nt
Organism: Cheilinus undulatus (humphead wrasse)
Lineage: Eukaryota; Metazoa; Chordata; Actinopteri; Labriformes; Labridae
Gene: plekhj1
Product: pleckstrin homology domain containing, family J member 1
Exons: 6
Coding region: 535-1011 (158 amino acids)
Biological process (GO): endosome organization; receptor recycling; retrograde transport, endosome to Golgi
Cellular component (GO): early endosome; trans-Golgi network; recycling endosome
Source: RefSeq, a predicted model, not a curated record